AUGGAAGAGGAGCGCCAGGGGGUUGCACCGGCUGCGACUCCUGGAGCGUCCGCGGAGCCAAAGUUCGUCGCUGCUGAAUCCGCCGCUGGAAAUAUUAGCCGCCCGCACCACGCCGCCGAAAACGAGGACGAGGGAGAGGACGAGGGCGAGGGCAAGGGCGAAGGCAAGAGCAAGGGCAAGGGCAAGGGCGAAGGCAAGAGCAAGGGCGAAGGCAAGAGCAAGGGCAAGAGCGAGGGCGAAGGCAUGAGCAAGGGCAAGGGCGAAGGCAAGAGCAAGGGCGAAGGCAAGAGCAAGGGCGAAGGCAAGAGCAAGGGCAAGGGCGAAGGCAAGAGCAAGGGCAAGGGCGCGUCACAGAAUAUCGUCUUGGCGUCUGGCCGAUGA
Molecule: messenger RNA, 381 nt
Organism: Penaeus indicus
Lineage: Eukaryota; Metazoa; Arthropoda; Malacostraca; Decapoda; Penaeidae
Product: sperm protamine P1-like
Exons: 3
Coding region: 1-381 (126 amino acids)
Source: RefSeq, a predicted model, not a curated record